Molecule: messenger RNA, 504 nt
Organism: Cercopithifilaria johnstoni
Lineage: Eukaryota; Metazoa; Nematoda; Chromadorea; Rhabditida; Onchocercidae
Source: the annotation of a GenBank genome assembly
AUGACAGCGUUAACGAUAUCAAAAGCUUCACAAUUAUUACGAUUACGUCCCAUUACGGAUAACAGUACCAUUCAUGUUCCACGUGAAUUCCAAACAUUUGCAAAACUUUUUGCAAGUCAUCGACGGCCAAAAGCGGAUAUUAGUGCUGAAAUAAUUGACGACGGCUUACCGAAAGACUAUCGAUUACAAGUUUGCAAGGUGAGCAGUCGGCGGCUCGAUUCUAUUAUUUGUAAAGCAAUUGGACAAGGACGAGGGCAAGCUGAAAAGUUGAUUUUAACGGGUAAGGUGCUGAUAAACGAGCAAGACAUGCCAAAAAAAGCAGCUUAUUACGUACAAGAGAACGAUAUAAUUGAUGUCUGGAAACAGCCGGUGGAAGGUAACACUAAAUUUGCUGAAGUUCAUAGGAUCGAAAUAAUCAAUUAUGUCUUAACUGAACAAGGCUAUGACAUUAACUUAAAAUCAUGGAAAAACUUUUAUGUACAAAAUUGGCGUGAUAAAAAUUAA